Molecule: messenger RNA, 1401 nt
Organism: Solea senegalensis (Senegalese sole)
Lineage: Eukaryota; Metazoa; Chordata; Actinopteri; Pleuronectiformes; Soleidae
Product: probable tubulin polyglutamylase TTLL9
Exons: 1
Coding region: 1-1401 (466 amino acids)
Biological process (GO): microtubule cytoskeleton organization; protein polyglutamylation
Cellular component (GO): cilium
Molecular function (GO): tubulin-glutamic acid ligase activity; tubulin binding
Source: RefSeq, a predicted model, not a curated record
AUGUCCAGCCUGUCCAAAAAGAUUAAAACCAUCCAGGACAACAACCAGCAGGCCCAAAAGACCAUUAAGAAGGAUUCCGUCACCCAUGUCCCAAAGACCAAGUCCGGCACCACCAGCCGAAAGAACCAUGUCAGAAAACCGAAGGAGGAGCGGGAAGGCAGGAUCUGUGUACGUUACAAAUGUGGCCUGAUCAAGACCAUGCAGUUUGUCCUGGGCCAAAGACCAGGCUGGGUUGAGGUUGCAGAUGAAAAUGGAGAGUGGGAUUUCAGCUGGUGUGAUCUGAGCUGGUUCAGGGACAACUAUUUCUCCUACAUGGAGGAGCACGUGAGGAUAAACCACUUUCGCAAGUGUUACGAACUGACGCGUAAAAACCUCAUGGUGAAGAAUCUCAAAAGGUACAAAAAAAACCUGGAGAGAGACGUUGGCCAGGAGGAGCUCAGAUGUGACUUUUUCCCGUGCACCUUCGAGCUGCCCAGUGAGUAUCACAUCUUUGUCGAGGAGUUUAAAAAAUGUCCCGGCAACACCUGGAUCAUGAAGCCCGUGGCGAAAUCCCAAGGGAGGGGCAUUUUCCUGUUCAGGAAACUCAAGGACAUCAUGGACUGGAAGAGGGACAGCACCCGCACAGAGGAGCUGAGGGAUGGACCUCAGGUGGAGAGCUAUGUGGUCCAACGCUACAUCGAGAACCCUUACCUGAUUAACAGCAGGAAGUUUGAUCUGAGGGUCUACGUUCUGGUCACAUCAUUUAAUCCCCUCAAGGCCUGGCUGUAUCGAGACGGCUUCGCCCGCUUCUCCACCACUCGCUUCACUCUCAGCAUCAUUGACGACAAGUACAUGCAUCUCACCAACGUGGCUAUACAAAAAACCGCGCCAGACUACGAUCCCGACAAGGGAGGCAAAUGGUUGAUCCAGCAGCUCCGCAGAUACCUGACGGCAAAACACGGCCAAGAGACGGUGGAGACCCUGUUUGCUGAGAUGGACAACAUCUUCAUCCGAAGUCUCCAGAGCGUACAAAACGUCAUCAUCAACGACAAGCACUGCUUUGAGCUCUACGGGUACGACAUUCUCCUGGAUCAGAACCUCAAACCGUGGUUACUCGAGGUCAACGCCUCGCCGUCGUACUCGGCCAGCAGCCGGGAGGAUUUCGAGCUCAAGUGCCGACUCCUGGACGACACUUUGAACGUUGUGGAUAUGGAGGGAGUGCUGACGGGCAAGGAGAAGAGGGUGGGCGGCUAUGACCUCAUGUGGAACGAUGGGCCCGUUUACAGAGAAGACGUCAACCUAGAGGCAAUUGAGGGUUCUUGUUUGACCGCCAACACACACCUCGGGUGUGUGAACGACAGAGACAAGCAGCUCCGACAGCGACUAAAAACUUUUCCAGGCCAGAAGAAGACACAACUAUAG